Molecule: messenger RNA, 1898 nt
Organism: Eutrema salsugineum
Lineage: Eukaryota; Viridiplantae; Streptophyta; Magnoliopsida; Brassicales; Brassicaceae
Product: intermediate cleaving peptidase 55, mitochondrial
Exons: 13
Coding region: 307-1749 (480 amino acids)
Cellular component (GO): mitochondrion
Molecular function (GO): metalloaminopeptidase activity; manganese ion binding
Source: RefSeq, a predicted model, not a curated record
CUUUUUCCUCUUCUCACCUAACAGGAUGUAUUCGUUGAUUCCAAAGACUCAGAGAGAGAUGGGAAAGGACGAAGAACUCAAAGCCUCGAGCUUUAGCAAAGCUAGACAAGAAAGAAACUAGAGUUUGAUAGCAAGGCCAUAUAUUGGAUUAAGCGGUUUGGGAAGUGCGAUUGCGUUUUAAACCCUUUCAAAACCCUGAAACGCGACGUUUAGACAUCGCACCUUCACAAACAGCUAAACCCUGAAGCCUACUACGAGGUCCGAUUCGAUCCUCCCAAGAGUCUGUGAGUCUGGAAAAGGAGAGAGAUGCAGGUACUUGCGCGGAAUCUAGUUCGGAGAGUAUCAAGAACUCAGGUCAUCAGUCGCAAUGCAUAUUCAACCCGAAGAGUCAGAGACAUUGGCCAGCCAACUCCAGCAUCUCAUCCUCAUUUAAUGGCGGAAGGAGAGAUCACACCAGGAAUAAGAAUUGAGGAAUACAUUGGUAGAAGGAAGAAACUUGCGGAGCUUCUUCCUGAGAACAGCUUAGCCAUCAUUUCUUCAGCCCCUGUGAAGAUGAUGACAGACGUUGUUCCAUAUACGUUCAGGCAAGACGCUGAUUAUUUGUACCUAACCGGCUGUCAGCAACCAGGUGGUGUGGCUGUUUUAAGUGAUGAACAUGGUUUAUGCAUGUUCAUGCCGGAAUCAACUCCUAAUGACAUUGCUUGGCAAGGGGAAGUAGCUGGAGUUGCUGCAGCGUCCGAGGUCUUUAAGGCAGAACAAGCAUAUCCGAUAAGCAAGUUACCCGAGAUUCUUUCAGACAUGAUAAGAAAUUCUUCGAAAGUAUUUCAUAACAGUCAAACGGCAUCACAAAGAUACACAAACUUGGAUGAGUUUCGAAAUCCAGCAUCUCUUGGCAAAGUGAAAAGUCUUUCAAGUUUAACACAUGAGCUUAGGUUAAUUAAAUCACCUGCGGAACUCAAAUUAAUGAGAGAGUCUGCAUCUAUUGCCUGCCAGGGUCUUCUAAAAACAAUGCUACAUUCAAAAGUGUUUCCUGAUGAAGGCAUCUUGUCAGCCCAAGUUGAAUAUGAGUGCCGGGUAAGAGGUGCUCAGCGAAUGGCAUUCAAUCCUGUAGUUGGUGGCGGUCCAAAUGCUAGUGUUAUCCACUAUUCACGAAAUGAUCAGCGAAUAAAAGAUGGUGAUCUUGUCUUGAUGGACAUGGGUUGUGAGUUACAUGGUUAUGUUAGUGAUCUUACUCGGACAUGGCCACCUUGCGGAAAAUUCAGUUCUCUUCAGGAAGAGUUAUAUGAUCUUAUACUUCAGACAAACAAAGAGUGCAUAAAACUAUGCAAACCCGGUACAACCAUCCGCCAACUAAACACAUAUUCGACCGACUUGUUGUGCGAUGGACUGAUGAAGAUGGGCAUCUUGAAGAAUCGUAGACUGUAUCACCAGCUGAAUCCCACCUCCAUAGGUCACUACCUUGGGAUGGAUGUGCAUGAUUCUUCUGGUGUGGGAUAUGACCGUCCUUUGCAACCCGGUUUUGUGAUAACUAUUGAGCCAGGAGUCUACAUUCCAUCUUCAUUCAACUGCCCUGAAAGAUUCCAAGGGAUCGGGAUAAGGAUCGAGGAUGAAGUUCUGAUCACUGAGACAGGCUACGAGGUUCUGACAGGGUCAAUGCCUAAAGAGAUCAAACAUAUAGAGACAUUGUUGAAUAACCACUGCCAUGAAAACGCUGCGCAGAGCUUCGCAGGUUUCUCUUCGCAAGUUUGAAAGUUACAUACGAGCCGUUUCCCAUUUAUUUGAGAUAUAUUAUGCAUUGGGAUUAGCCUAAUUCAUGAGAACAACUUGCCUCUUGCGUUAUAUAUUUGAUAUGAAGAUGGUUUUAGUGCUGUUCACAAAACUAAAAGAGGAUAUCUUGU